GCCAAUCAGUGCCACCUAUCAGUGCCAGUCAGUGCCGCCUAUCAGUGCCAUCAGUGCCGCCUAUUAGUGCCAGUCAGUGCCGCCUAUCAGUGCCAUAUAACAGUGCCAUGUAUCAGUGCUGCCUUUCAAUGCCCAUCAGUGAUACCUGUCAAUGCCCAUCAUUGUCACCUACAAGUGCCUCCUCAUCAGUGCCCAUCACUGCCACCUAUCAGUGUCCAUCAGUGCAGCCUAUCAGUGCCCAUCAGUGCAGCCUCAUUAGCGCACAUCAGUGAAGGAGAGAAAUCACUUAUUUACACAAUUUUAUAA
Molecule: messenger RNA, 306 nt
Organism: Staurois parvus
Lineage: Eukaryota; Metazoa; Chordata; Amphibia; Anura; Ranidae
Source: the annotation of a GenBank genome assembly